AUGGCGGUUACUACAGAACCUAUCAUCGUUUCCACAUCUUUGCCGACAAUUCAUCUUGAUCUGCUUCGAGCUGAAAAUGAUUCAGAGAGCAAGAAGUUGCUCGGUGCUUGCCGAAACCAAGGGUUCUUCUAUCUCGAUUUGACCAGUGACCCAGAGCUUUGCAAGCUAUGGGAAGGUAUGCUAGCGAGAAUGAAGCAUUAUUUCGAUCAAUCUCUUGAAGUUAAAAUGCAGGAUGCUCGAGGAAGUGACAACUACGGGUAAAGUAAUCUUCAAGGCUCAAAAGGUCUUGAAGAUAAAUUACUAACUUCAACAGUUACAUCCCUGUUGGGACUGAAGCAGGCUCGAAGCCAAACUCCAAAGAUGGCUACGAAACGCUCAAGGUAUGCUCUAAUUCUUCGGAUCUCUAACAUCUUCGAACUAAGUUGUCUUUUUAACAGUUCUCCCGUCGAGAGUUCCUCAAAGGCUCAAGCGACCUGACCACCUCAAUUCGGUCUGAAUCAGACUACUUUUUCUCUUGGAUAAAGGAAGCCAACACGAUCACUCUUAUGGUUCUCUCUCGUCUUUCAACUCAGCUCGGCCUCAAAGGCUCCUCACGCUUCGAGGUUGACCAUGCCGAUCUAGAGCCCUCCCUCUCGACACUUGUCCUUCUUCAUUAUCCAAAACACGACGAGGUCACAUCAUCUAGCAACGUGGGCCACCUUAAGCACACCGAUGUUAGCUCACUCACCUUCUUGCUCGUCGAACAGUGGGGCCUCCAGUUUCUCUCUCCUGAAUCAAAACGCUGGGAGUUCCUCGCGCCUAAGCCAGGCCACGCAAUUGUCAAUGUCGGUGAUUAUUUACGAUUCAGAUCCGGAGACGAGUUAUCUAGUAUUGUCCAUCGCGUUAUUCCGCUAAAAGAGAUGCAAGAAGAAGACCGGUAUAGCAUUGCGUAUUUCUUCCGUCCAAAUGAUGACGCCAGUUUUAACGACUCUACCGGGAAAAGAUGGACGGUUAAGGAAUGGCAUGAUUUCAAGUUUGACGUGUUCAGAAGCCCGGAUACUUUGGAUGCGAAGGGACAAUUUCUGACCGGUAUGAUGGAGGAGGAGAAGAGGGUGGUAACGAGGGAGGGAAUAACUUCUUAG
Molecule: messenger RNA, 1121 nt
Organism: Hymenoscyphus albidus
Lineage: Eukaryota; Fungi; Ascomycota; Leotiomycetes; Helotiales; Helotiaceae
Source: the annotation of a GenBank genome assembly